Symbiodinium sp. CCMP2592 is the source of this 1284-nucleotide messenger RNA. NCBI's taxonomy places the organism in Eukaryota, Dinophyceae, Suessiales, Symbiodiniaceae. The record is from the annotation of a GenBank genome assembly.
AUGUUGCUGGGCUGCCCCGGCGCAGCUUUGCGAUGCUCUUGGGCAGACGCCCUGCAGAGUUGUACAGAAACCAGGCAGGCGCAGCUGCAGACUGACCUGCUGGACCUCAACAGCGCCAUCAGCGCCUGUGAGAAGUCCGCGGCGUGGGAAGGGGCGCUCCGCCAGCUCCGGUGCGUGGAGACGCUCACCUUGCAGCCGAGCCUGGUCUCCUUCAACGCUUCGCUGAGCGCCUGCGGCAAGGCCGAGCGAUGGCAGGAGGCCCUGAAGCGAUGUGCCGAAAUCCAGGAGGCCCGGGUGCGGCGCGACGUCAUCAGCUUCAACGCCACGGCGAGCGCCCUUGGGAGGGGCUCGCAGUGGCAGCGGUCUCUCCUCCUGGCCUUAGAGGAGCUGGUCCUUGUGGGCCUCCUGCCCUCCGUGGUGACCUUCGGAUCGGCGAUCAGCGCUUGUGAGAGGCAAGCGCGCUGGGAAGAGGCGAUCGCCUUGCUGUCACAGGUUGAGGAGGCUCGGUUGCGGCCAUCGGUUGUGGCCUACAACUCUGCCAUCAGCUCCUGCGAGAAGGGCGAGCACUGGCAGCUGGCCCUCCACUUGCUGGGAGAGCUUUGCGAGAGGCAGCUGCAGCCCAGCACGGUGACCUGCAACGCGGCCAUCAGCGCCUGUGAGAAGUCCGGCCACUGGCAGUCGGCCCUGGGCAUCUUCAGUGACAUGCAUCCUCGGCAACUUCCCCCUGAUGUGAUCACCCUGAACGCGUGCGUCGCCGCCUGUGCCAAGGGCUCCCAGUGGCAGCGGGCAGAGGCCUUACUGCGGGAGAUUCCAGAGCGAGGACUUACACCUACCCUGGUGACGUACAGCUCGGCCCUCCACGCCUUCGAGCGGGGGGAGCAAUGGCAGAGGUCCCUGUCCCUGCUCCGGGAGAUCCAGAGAGAGCGCCUGGCUGCGGACGCAGUCUCCUUGAAUGCGGCCCUGAGCGCCUGUGAGAAGGCCGGCGAAUGGGAGGCGGCCCUUGCGCUGCUCGCGGACCUGGGCUCACAACAGCUGCAGCCGACGCUGGUGACCUGCAACGCGGCCAUGAGCGCCUGCGAAAAGGCAGAGCUCUGGCACGAGGCCUUGCAUCUCUUCGAGGAGGCAUCGAAGCGUGGCCUGGAGAGGGACGUGAUCUCUUUCAACGCUCUGCUGAGCGCUCUGGGCAAGCGCUUGGAGUGGGAAAAGGCGCUCUUCUUUUUCCAAGACCUCAAGGCCAAGAGAAUGCGGCCGUCGGCCGUGACGCACCCCGGCUUCCUGCGCUAG